GGGGUCGCUAUGGGCCGGAACCCACUCUGGCACCUCAACAACCAUCCCUCUCCAAAGGACAGGCCAAGUCUCGCCAUCCUCGCUUCUAAGGAGCAUGCUGGCUGCACGUCUUCCACGGCAGCUUUGUCUGACUAUUCUUUGGCAGCCUGUGGUACUUUCACCUCGACUACAGCCUGGUGAACCCUCAGGGACUGUUUUACUCUGGCUGGUAGGCUUGCUGAGAGUUGGGAUCAGCUGGGAGUACCUGACGGGCUUCCACAAGCGGAAGGUGGAGCGCAAAAAGGCAGCCAUUGAGGAGCUCAAGCAGCGGCUGAAGGAGGAGCAGAAGAAGCUUCGGGAGGAGCGCCACCAGGAAUACUUAAAGAUGCUGGCUGAGCGAGAGGAGGCUUUGGACGAGGCUGACGAGCUGGACCGACUAGUGACAGCAAAAACCGAGUCGGUGCUAUACGACCACCCCAACCACACGGUCACCGUGACCACCAUCAGUGACCUUGACCUCUCAGGGGCCCGGCUGCUUGGGCUGCCCCCCACUGAGCUGGGGCCUGGGGCCGAGGAGGAGGAGGCGGAGUCAUCCACGGAGAAGCCUGCCAAAGCCUUGCCCAGGAAGUCCAAAGACCCCCUGCUGUCCCAGCGGAUCUCCUCUCUCACGGCGACACUGCAUGCGCACAGCCGCAGAAAAGUGAAGAGGAAGCUGCCGCGGCGGGCACAGGACUCGGCCAAGAAACCCCCUAGUGCUACUCGCACCAGCAAGAGCCAGCGGCGCUGGCUGACUGGCAAGGCCCCGCAGGGCCGGGAGUGAGCCUGGCUGAAGCCAGGUGCUGAUGCCAGUCUCAGGCUAGGGCCUCGGACCACAAUGCCUGCCCCUUCCCUGGCUUUGCUCAUCCCCAUCCUGGAUGCUGUCAGCUGGGACAGGGUGCAGGGGGUGGGCAUGGUGAGGGGUUAUUCCCCAGCAAUGCCCCUGUGAGCCCGCCUUCUGAUCUGAGACGUGGGUGCUGGGCCAGGCUGGGUGACUGUGGGCAGUGCUGCCUGAGGCCUUGGGCUGUCCCUUCUUCCCUUGCUGGUCUGUCUCCUUGGCUGAAUUAAAGGGGCAGACGUAGGUGAGCCCUGGAAACUUCCCCUGCUCCAGGCUUCCAGAAGCUUCUAGCAGAGCCAGACAAAGAAGGGAUGGUUCAUCAAAGAAGACCAGUUGUCUCCUGGCCAGGGCCACUGCCCAAUCCUCUCAGAUCCCCAAGUAUGGCUCCCAGGCCCUUGGAAGCUGGUCUGGCCCUUCCUUGUCCCAGUGUGUGAGUGACCGAGAGAACAUUGGGUGGCUCCAGGCCCACCCCCACAGGCAGACUUGGUGCCUGGGGAUGUCUCCUUUGUGGUCUUGGGGUGGGAGGUGCAGGAACUAACUGCCUUAGGGAGCUGGCUUGGACCCUAAGCCUUAGGGUUGUAAAGGGAUAGGCUGUGAGCUGGGGCCUGGGUGAGGAGAGACAGACAGGGUGACAGGACUGAGCGUGUGAUGGGGCAGGAGACCAGGUUCAUGGGCUCCCCGCCCAGGGUGGUGGGAAUGCUCCUGGGGAGAUGGGGGGUGCGCAGGGCUGGUCCUCUAUUCUCUAUGAAGGGCCACUGGGCAGGCUUAGAAGGGCGGCUGAAGGCCACACCCAGGUAUGGGGCCGACAGGCCCUGCCACCUGACCUGGUCCCUCAGUUCCUUCCACUGCUCUUCCUACGCUCUCUGCCAGCUGUGGGGUGCCUCACCUCCCUGCCUGGCAGGGCCUGGAGCUCAUCCCGAAGCAUCGAGUGGGGGCUUUGCCUGCCCGAAUGCCAAGGGCCAGGAGCAGAGCCAGCUGGGGAGUGGGCACAGCAGGCAUUGAACCUGUGCCCUGCCACCUAGCCCACUGCAUGAGCUCCACUCAGCAGGCCUCCAGGCCUGACUCCUCAUCUAUAGGACAACACCGUGUGAGACCUGCCUUGUAGGGUGCCCGUCACUGCCACACUUCUGACCAGGCCCUCAGGCACCUUCAAUGUUAGGGGUCAUUUACAGCAGCCCUCAUGCUCUGUAAUGUUUACACAGAUUAAAUUCCCACCCCGCCCCGUG
Echinops telfairi (small Madagascar hedgehog) is the source of this 2079-nucleotide messenger RNA. It is a transcript of the gene NOL12, whose product is annotated as nucleolar protein 12. The record is from RefSeq and is a predicted model, not a curated record. Gene Ontology annotation, molecular function: RNA binding. The coding region runs from base 95 to 799 and encodes 234 amino acids. Gene Ontology annotation, cellular component: nucleolus. The transcript has 6 exons. NCBI's taxonomy places the organism in Eukaryota, Metazoa, Chordata, Mammalia, Afrosoricida, Tenrecidae.